AGUCGUGACUCGUGACUCGUGAGCAACUCAUCCAAGAGAGAGCAAUGGAUGAUGCCGUGGAGCUAUCAUGGGGGGCGCGGUGCUUGGGGCUGGCCUUCUUCAGCCUGUCCAUCUUCUCGGUGGCGCUCGGCGCGGUGCUCCUGCUCGUCCGCCGGUGGCCCAACCCCUGGUGCGGCUGUCACGUGUGCCGGGCUUACCUCACGGGGUCGUGGGCCAAGGAGUUCACCAACCUCGCUGACUGGUACGCGCACCUGCUGCGCGAGUCGCCGACGGGCACCGUCCAGGUCCACGUCCUCGGCUGCACCGUCACCGCCAACCCGGCCAACGUCGAGUACAUGCUCAAGACCCGCUUCGACAACUUCCCCAAGGGCAGGCGCUUCGCCGCGCUCCUCGGCGAUCUCCUCGGCGGUGGCAUCUUCAACGUCGACGGCGACGCCUGGCGCCACCAGCGCAAGAUGGCCAGCCUCGAGCUCGGCAGCGUCACCGUGCGCUCCUACGCCUACAAGAUCGUCGCCCAGGAGGUGGAGACGCGCCUCCUGCCGGUCCUGGCUGACGCCGCCGACAAGGGCAAGGUUGUCGACCUCCAGGACGUGUUCCGGCGGUUCGCCUUCGACACCGUCUGCAAGAUCUCCUUCGGGCUGGACCCGGGCUGCCUCGACCUCGACAUGCCCAUGUCGGACCUAGCCAACGCGUUCGACGCCGCCUCGCGGUUCUGCGCCAUGCGGGGCGCCGCGGCCUCGCCGUUGGUGUGGAAGAUGAAGCGGAUGCUCAACAUUGGGUCCGAGAGGGAGCUUAAGAAGGCCAUCAAGCUCGUCGACGACCUCGCGUCGGCCAUGAUUCUGCAGCGGCGGAGUCUGGGUUUUGACAACAGCCACGACCUCCUGUCCCGCUUCAUGGCCUCGGACGUCGCCAUGGACGACAAGUAUCUCCGCGACAUCGUCGUCAGCUUCCUUCUCGCCGGGCGGGAUACGGUCGCCUCCGCGCUUACCACGCUCUUCAUCCACCUGCACAAGAACCCUGAAGUCGCGGCUGCCAUUCGCGCGGAGGCCGGCGGCGAGAAGCCGUCCACCUAUGAGCAUCUGAUGAGCCUGCAUUAUACCCACGCAGUGCUGUUCGAGAACAUGCGGUUGUUCCCGCCGGUGCAGUUCGACUCCAAGUUCUGCGCCGCCGCCGACGUGCUCCCGGACGGCACCUACGUGGACGGCGAGUCACGCGUGAUGUACCACCCGUACGCCAUGGGACGCAUGCCGAGCAUCUGGGGAGCCGACUACGAGAAGUUCCGCCCCGACCGGUGGCUCACCGGACCCGGCGGUUCGUUCGCGCUGGUGAACCUGUACAAGUACCCGGUGUUCCAGGCCGGCCUCCGCGUGUGCCUCGGCAAGGAGCUCGCCAUAACUGAGAUGAAGGCGGUCGGCGUGGCCGUGGUGAAGGCGUUCGACGUGGACGUGGUCGGAGAGAACGGCCGUAGGGGCUGGGCGCCGACGUUUGUGCCGGGGCUCACGGCGUCCAUCAGCGGCGGGCUCCCAGUGAGGAUCAAGCGCGCUUCGAUGCAGACCGCAGAGUAGUUUUUAGCGUGCGUGCAUUAAUUGAUGCUUGAUUCACAGUUUUUUUUGAAAGUACGCUUAGGCGUACCAUAGCUUUAUAGAAGGCAGAAAUGAAAUUACAAGAAGCUACCACUCGUUACGAACAACGAGCGUAGCACACACCACACCACUCACGACCAAGAUUACAAGCGGACAACACCGCAAAGCAAGCUACAACACAGAAGAGCCUAUCCUCAGCUGACACACACACCGCAUCUCGACCGACGCCGGACACCUCCGAAGACCACCACUUUCCAUAGAACAUCGCUUGUCGACGCACCAUCCACUCUGAGCGCCUAAGAGGAAAUGGCAAGUGGAAGGCGGGACUUGCUCCGAUCUAAGAGAAGCACCUUCUUGAAGACACCAGCGAUGAGCGUACAUAGCGCCGCAAAGAAUCAACAGAGGACAGCGGUGAACACCGAAGGAGAGCAAUAAGAACCCGACCAUGUCUCCACACACAAAGCUCCCAACAGAGAUACAACGUCGAGGACGCCGCGAAUGUGUCGAUCCAACAUCGAAUCGAGGCUUUCGCCCGGAGACAUCCACCAACUCCAAGUGAGCGAGGGGCAUGGCGCACACACCUCGGCGACGCCUUCAAGAAGGAAAUGACACCCACAGGUGCCAUCGCCACCGGCCCGGCAUAAGCCAAGCAGGAUUUUCAUCCGCGGAAACGCACAUCACCACGCCUCCUGGAAAUGGGCUACACCUUCCAAUUUGCCUCGCACAGCCGCCACCGCAACUCUAAGUCGAAGUAGCCGCAAAGCUGAGGACCGACGACCCGCUGCAUGACCAAGAAGAACCCGGCCACCGCACCAACUCCCAGCCUGAACAAGAGACUGCAGCCACCCCCACCUCCGGCAGGGUCCAUGACCGUCCGCAACUGCCUACACCCACUCCAAAGGCUGGCCUUGCGACGGACGGACCCGCUCCUCCACGAAGAACCAAGCCGCGCCACCGAGAGAGCCC
Messenger RNA from Triticum aestivum (bread wheat), 2549 nucleotides. Its product is annotated as cytochrome P450 94C1-like. The coding region runs from base 45 to 1565 and encodes 506 amino acids. The record is from RefSeq and is a predicted model, not a curated record. The transcript has a single exon. NCBI's taxonomy places the organism in Eukaryota, Viridiplantae, Streptophyta, Magnoliopsida, Poales, Poaceae. Gene Ontology annotation, molecular function: heme binding; monooxygenase activity; oxidoreductase activity, acting on paired donors, with incorporation or reduction of molecular oxygen.